GCGCUCGGCGUUUUCCGUGCGGGCCGCGGCGCGCUCGGCGCUUGCUCCCUGGCUGGCGCUCCUCAGUCGGCCGCUGCCUGCCUGUCGCCGGGCUGGGAGCGCCUGUGUGUGUGUGAGUGACGCGGCGGAGGUGUAGUUUGACGCGGUGUGUUACGUGGGGGAGAGAAUAAAACUGCGGCGAGAUCCUAGGCGCGAACGAAAGCAGUGACGGAGCAGCCUGGUAACCGGUAACUAAAUGACCAUGGAAUCUGGAGCAGAGAACCAGCAGAGUGGAGAUGCAGCCGUUACAGAAGCAGAAACCCAACAGAUGACAGUGCAGGCACAACCACAGAUUGCAACCUUAGCCCAGGUGUCUAUGCCAGCAGCUCACGCGACGUCCUCCGCGCCCACGGUGACCUUGGUGCAACUGCCCAACGGGCAGACUGUGCAAGUCCAUGGAGUCAUCCAGGCUGCCCAGCCUUCAGUCAUCCAGUCCCCACAGGUCCAGACAGUUCAGAUCUCCACUAUAGCAGAAAGUGAAGAUUCACAGGAAUCAGUAGACAGUGUCACAGACUCACAGAAACGAAGAGAAAUUCUCUCCAGACGACCCUCCUACAGAAAAAUUUUGAAUGACUUGUCCUCAGACGCCCCAGGAGUGCCAAGGAUUGAGGAAGAGAAGUCUGAAGAGGAAGCUGCAGCACCUGCCAUCGCCACUGUUACGGUGCCAACUCCCAUUUACCAAACCAGCAGUGGGCAGUACAUUGCUAUUACCCAAGGAGGAGCAAUACAGCUGUCUAACAAUGGCACAGAUGGGGUACAAGGUCUGCAGACAUUGACAAUGACCAAUGCAGCUGCAACCCAGCCUGGCACCACCAUUUUACAGUAUGCACAGACCACAGAUGGGCAACAGAUACUUGUACCCAGCAACCAAGUUGUUGUACAAGCUGCCUCAGGAGAUGUGCAGACCUACCAGAUCCGCACGGCCCCCACCAGCACCAUCGCGCCCGGCGUGGUCAUGGCCUCCUCCCCAGCACUGCCCGCCCAGCCCGCAGAGGAGGCUGCCAGGAAGAGGGAAGUCAGGCUGAUGAAGAACAGAGAGGCAGCACGUGAAUGCCGCAGGAAGAAGAAGGAGUAUGUGAAAUGUCUAGAAAAUCGAGUGGCUGUGCUUGAAAACCAAAACAAGACACUGAUCGAGGAGUUAAAAGCACUUAAGGACCUCUACUGCCACAAAUCAGAUUAAUUUUGGAUUCCCAUCUUCACUUGUCCAGGUGGGAUAGAGACUGGUUCUGGCUGUACCCAGAAAGACAAAGUAAACUUUUUAUUUUCUAAACAUUUCUUUUUUUCUAUGCGCAAAACUGCCUGAAGCAACUACAGAAUAUACUUCAUCUGUGCUUUGCAUCAAACUGUGAAUGUCCAAGUAAUUGCCUCCACUUCUCCCCCUACAAGGUUAUUUUCAUCAUCUGUCUCAGCAUGAAGAAGAAGAAGAAGAAGAAGAGGCUUCUUUCCCAUCUCCCCGUCCUCUUCAAAGAGUAACAGUGGUCACUUGGGAAGUUGCUGCGGGGAGGGUCCUUCUUGUAAUGGUUUCAGGAAUUUGUGCUGAGCUCUUUCCAUUGCCUUAGAGACAGAACCACCCCAGCCUCUCUUGGUCCAGGGAACUUUGGGCCACGCAGGUGGAGCACGCGUGGUGCAGUGAAGAAGCAGCACUGGUUGCCAAAUGGGUUUCACACGUUCACCAUGAACUAUACAGAAAAAACAAACAAAAACCAUGGCUAAGCAGCAUGCCAAAUGGAAGGCUCUUCACAGUCACGUUCUUGGUGUGAAAAUAACACAACCUUUUCCAGACUAGCCCAGGAGGAAGGGUUUUGAUUUGUCCAUCUGUAUUAAGCCCUCCUGGACUGGUCAAAACUUCUCCAUACCUCAAAAACAAAGGCUUCACAAAACGAGCUUCGCUGGUCAGUUGUUGCUUCUCGAGGCUUGUGUCUGUGCUCGUGUGUUCAGAGCUCUGAAGGCACAAAAAGCCAACACCAAUGUCAUAGGAUACUGGGUUGGGAGUUGAUACUUGAAUGGGAAAGAAAUUUAGGAUAAAAAAAAGGUACAGUAGUAACGUUUGGAAAGCAGUCAGAGAGUGAGCAGGGUGGCACAUGAAAGCUGUUUGUAUGCCCAACAACUCAGCAGCUGAAGCACAGCCAGCUCCACACACACACUCCCUGAUGUUGGUACAGUCCCAGGCAAACAGAUUGUUUCUUUUUCCUUGCCACUCUCUUACCUGAUGGAAAUUCUUGUACUCAGUGGAAGCAUCAGCCUGGCUAGCUAGAUUCAUUCUCAAACUGUGAGGCUGCCUUCCAUCCAUAAAUUAAAUGGCAGUGUGACAAUUGCCAAGACAACCUCAAAUACUGAAGAGGACUUCAAAUACAAAGAUCCCAACUUCUGCUUCGCAAGGGACAAUAUUAAUGAUUCAAACCUGGCCAGGCUAGCUUAAGUUCUUAAUUUAUUCAGAGGGUUUUUUCAUGUAAAGAUUUCCUGGGUAGCUUAUCCCUCUUAUUGCAAUUACUCAUGUGCCUCAGGCAUUUGCAAGAUGAAUUUUUUGUGUGUGCACUGAGGAAAUGGGAUCUUUCACAGGUGUCCAUUGUUUAAAACAAGGCAGACCAUGUUUAAAACCAACUCUGUACAAAGCAUUAGGGCUUCAAAGGAAUCUUGCUCAAAAGGAAUGUGUCAAAAAGAAUCAUGUGCAGUUUGUUUGCUGGCCCUCUGAAGCCAGUCUCUUGAGAGAGAAACUUGGGUCACUUGAUGGAGUAAAGUUUACUUUGGGCUUCUGGUCAAAUUUUUAUGUGUAGAGACAUAUGAAUAAGACUCUAGUCUGUACUAAUGCCUUGCCUAGCAAAGUAUUAGCUAAUAUUUUUUCCCAUUCACUUUACCUGUUUUUAAGAUUAAUUUCAAACAUGAGCUUCUAAAAGCUUAUACAAUCAGUGUGAUGUUAUAGGAACACUUGGAAGACUCUGGGCAGUUGAGUAUCAAGCAGCCAAGCAGUAUUAAAAGUUCUAGUUUUCUCAUUUGAGAGGGCAUUCAGUUUCCAAGAGACUUUAAAAGGAGCAGGGUUAAACUUGUAGCAUUGUUGUUAAAACUAGAGUUGUCAAUGAUUUCAAAGGAUGUUUGUAUUUCAAGAAGAAACAUUAGUAUCAGAACUGUGGAAGAACUCAUUUUCACAGGUUUCGAGGGGAUUUAUAAAUGGUCUAUUUUUAUCUGCCAUAGAGAAUUGAUUUUCAUGUGUUUUUAUUUAAUGGAAGAUGGAUUUAUUAGUUUAGCAAUGCAGAUCUAAAAAGGAAAACCCUAAAUUCUCAGCAGUGCUUUUAUGGAAGUUGCCUGGUUCCUCAAGCCAGGGAACAGAUAGCAGUUUCUCAGAAGCAGAAACACUGAUGAUGAUGGUGCAGGAGUCACCCUGGUACAACAGGAGGCUCAUGGUGGCCUCGUUUGCAGUUGUGUGGCAUGGUUCCUCCAGCUUUAAGACUGGGGGGAAAGGCUGUGGGUUCAGGGGGAACCAGCUUUAUUUGCAGAAACUGGAGUUUUGUGCAGCACCCCUGAGUGAUGCUGGCUGUGAUCCCAGAGCUGUCCCUGGGGGGAAAGGAGCCCUGUCCAGUGCUUGCUGGCAGCCACUCAGCACAAAGUCUGGGAGCUGGAGGGACCAGGGGAGCCUCACCUGGUAUCUGGAUGGGGUUCUGCCAUGGCAGGGUUGGUGCUGAGUGGUAGGGCAGUGAGAGAACCGUGUUGCUGCCUUGUCUUGUGCAUGCUCUGCGGAGCGUCUGUAGUGCUUUUAGUCUCAGACCUCCUCAGCAGAUAAAAGAGGAGGAGGUUAUUUUAAAGUACAAGGGGAUCUGCAAGAACUUUUAAUUUUUUUUUAUACUGCACUGAGGGUUUUAGGGACUUGAAUUUCUUUAUUGGGAUUUUUAAGUGACAAUAGUAAAAAAAUAUAAAAUUAUUAUACCAAGUGCAGGGCUUGGCUAGGGUUACCCUUACAUGCUUUACUAGUUGUACUGACCCAAAAAGGGAAAGAAUAUGACAGAGGAAUACAUGCAAAUGUUAUUUACCAAGCAGCAAGGCUGGGGCAAUCAGCUUCUCUAAACUAAGGCAGUUUGGAAGUAGGAGGGAACUUAGGCUGGCAGGGGGGAGGGAGGAUUAGUUUUAUAUCUCACGGUUGUGAGUUUUCAAGAAUCGAUAGCCUGUUUUACCUGAAGAGAGGGUUAGAAAGGGCUAGAUCCAUUAUGUUAAUAAUAAACAAGAAUUGAUUUGAAAUAUAAUUUUUGUAAUGUCAUUAUUUUGCAAAACGACAGCACCGAUCAGGCAGUUAAGAUAUUGUCAGAGGUGCUCUUUUAAUUUAGAUAUUCUUGGAAAAUACAUAUGUAUAAUAUAUGUACAUAUAUAUAUAUAUAUACACACAGUAUAUAAUCUACAGCUCUGAGAGCUUUUAAGUCAGGAAUGCUGAGUAUUAUAGUAUAUGGAGGUCAGAAAAAAAUUUCUACUUUUCUGUGUGUGUCUGGGUGUGUGCGGGUGUGUGAAAGCUUCCCCCCCGUCCCAGUAGUUCUGGGCUGCAUUAUUCUAGCACGUUUUUCUGAUUUGUUUUAUGCUGUUUCUCAUUUACAACAUUUUCAAGAACUUUUAUUUCAUAUUUCAUGGCUUUUGUGAGGUUUGUUUUUCUUUUUUUUUUUUUUUUUUUUGGUUUGUUUUAUUUUUUACUUGUAGAGAGUUUUGGAAAAUUAUGUAAACAGUUGCUUUACAACAACCACCACCCACCCCCCCAAGAAUAACUUACUUCUGUGCUUUUUCUCUUUGGCAGCUAUAUAAUCAAAGGCAAAAGAAAUGGGAAUGUUGUUAAGGUGUUGUUUUCUAAAGGAACCACUGGUAAGAUUUCUGUUUUCCUCCUGGGGUAGUGGCGAUGUGUUUUUAUUUAAGCAGUGAUUUCUCCAGAAUCAGGUAGCUGCCAGCACCAAGUCCUUGUGUCUGAAAGCACAAUUCUAGCCCAUCAGGGCUGUGCAGACACCUGCAGGUUCUGGCUCUUCUCUGGUUGUUGUUUGCAUUGCAGACACCACCUCCCCUGGUUCUUGUAUGUUGAUCAGAAAACUGGCAGGGUCUUUCGAAUCGUUCAGAGGCUCAGGAAAAAACAAAAGUUAAGGUUUCAUAAGGAAAAAACAGCCCUGGCAGGUUCUGAUCUUCAUUUGUACAACAGGUUGUUUCGUUCUUCUCAAAUCUGGGCUUCCAGUAGGCUGCAGGUGCAAGUGGCCAUCUCUUCCCAAAAACUGGCCUCUGCUUUUCUAUUUUGUAUUUUUUUAACUAGUGUCAGCCAGGCAGUGCUUUUUUUGGGUUAAAGUAAAGGCAAGUCUCUCCAUCAAAACCAGUUCAUUGUCAGGGGCUGCAAAUCUAUUGACAGUUCAUAGAGGAUUUGAUUGGUUUUCUAGGACCCUGUUUUUACUGUAAUUUUCUCACCCUGGAGCUGGUUAUUGAUGUAACAUUUGCCAAGGAUCUAACCAAAAGGCCAUGUAUUUAUUUUUGUUACUCUGUAUUUUUUGUAAAUGUUUAACUAAAAUGUGCACUUCUUAAAAAGAAAGAAAAAAAUUAUGAAACAAAGUGAGGAGCAGUUGGGUUUGUUGAG
This is a messenger RNA of Calypte anna (Anna's hummingbird), 5620 nucleotides long. RefSeq names its product cAMP responsive element binding protein 1 (gene CREB1). Lineage: Eukaryota; Metazoa; Chordata; Aves; Apodiformes; Trochilidae. The transcript has 8 exons. Gene Ontology annotation, cellular component: ATF4-CREB1 transcription factor complex; nucleus. Bases 236 to 1219 code for a protein of 327 amino acids. Gene Ontology annotation, biological process: regulation of transcription by RNA polymerase II. The record is from RefSeq and is a predicted model, not a curated record. Gene Ontology annotation, molecular function: protein binding; cAMP response element binding; DNA-binding transcription factor activity, RNA polymerase II-specific.